AUGAAUAAUAUCUAUGUGUCGUCAAAACUACUUCGUGAAAUUUCUGAGAGAAAUUCUUCUGAAUAUAACGUAAUUAUAUAUGGUCUUCCUGAGUCGAAUUCGCCUUCAAUUAAUCAAAGAAUCUCUGAUGAUUGCGCUGAGCUAUCUAGUGCUUUGUCACCCAUUCAAAUUGAUUUACCUAUUGAUUUCAAAUUAAUUCGCCUUGGUAAUAAUAAGGCCCGGAAACCUAGACCGAUAAAAAUAAUUUGUAAGUCAAAAGAAAAUGCAGCUCAACUCAUAUCCGAAUUCAGGCAGGCAGUUAGAAGUGGAGGUAGUGUUCGUGAUGGUCUUCGAAUAACCCGAGACAAGACUUCGUUGGAACGGGAGAUACUCCGUACUGCUCAUAUAGAACUUGAAAAUAGAAACAAAUCUGGCGAGUCAAAUUUAACUUGGCUCUCCUCGGAUAUUGUGGAUGCAGAAUUAGGUCUUACUGGAUUUAUAGUAUUCAGAGCUGAUAGAAAUGUAUAUACCAGUACAUGUACUAGAGGUGGUGGGGUCUUGAUAGCGGUGAGACAGACAUUAUGUCCCUCUUUAUUAUGUUGUGCUGUACAGUCAGUCGAACAGCUAUUUAUUAAAUUAUCCUUAUCUAAGAAAUGUUUAUUACUUAUAGGAGGAGUAUAUAUACCACCGUCAGCCCCGAUCGAGUUAUACACGGCACAUGCUGAAACUGUUGAUGAAUUGUGGCAGUCUUCUGGGUGUAAUAUGGGAAUUAUAUGUGGUGACUUCAAUUUACCAAAUGUUAAUUGGCAUAAUAGUGUCUCGGGAUUGUCAUUAUCGGGUACCGUUAAUGAUAAUGUCAAGGCAAUAGGUGAUAUAUAUCGUUUUUUAGAUUUUUCUCAAAAUAAUUCCAUUAGAAACCAUAUUGGUUCACUCUUAGACCUUGUUUUCACAUCUGAAAUAGACAUAGUUGUUGACACAUCACUAGACUCAUUAGUUACGCCAGAUAAGUAUCAUCCACCAUUAAGCAUUACAUAUUCCAUGCCCGAUGUGCCACCUCAAUUGGACGAUCAACACUCAUUUCGUAAUUUUAAUUGUGCCGAUUAUAACUCGAUUACUAAUAAUAUGAGCUCCAUUAAUUGGGAAAGUGAGUUUAACAAUCUUGGAAUCGAAGCUGCAGCUAAUCGUCUACAAACAAUUUUAAUAACGUUAAUUGAGCAAUAUGUACCACUCCAUAUAUUUCGUCGCUCAACUUUCCCCAAAUGGGUAACACUCAAAUUGAAACGUUUAAUCAUUAGCAAAAAAAUUGCACACAAAAAAUUGAAACAGUUCGGCACAAUGCACUAUCGUCAUAGAUUUUCUUUAUUACGUGCUCAAGUAAAACUUGAGUCAAGGCUGGCAUAUGAGUCUUAUCUAGGUAAGAUAAAUACUUCCCUCCAGAAUGACCCACAUAAAUUUUGGUCGUUUAUCAAUAAUCGCCGAAAUACAUCAGGUAUCCCUAAUGUGAUGCAUUAUGGUGAUAUUAUUGCAUCAGAUAUAGAUAUUGCGAAUCUAUUUGCACUCCUUUUCAAUUCCGUUUACAAAUCACCGUUACCCCCUCCACACUGGAAUACUGAAAAUAUUGGCAUUAAACCAUUUACAUUUUUGCCUUCUAGACUUACUAUUGAAUUUAAUGAGGUCGAAGAAAAUUUACUAUCCUUGAGAACAACUAAGAGUCGUGGGCCUGAUGGUAUAUCAGCCCAAUUUUUAUUUAAUAUUAGGGCACAGUUAAAAUAUCCUCUAUUCUACUUAUUUAACCUCUCAUUAGCCGAAGGUAUAUUUCCAUCAAUAUGGAAAACGAGCCAGUCCUAUCAACAAAUCAACAUGGGUUUUAUGGCGGUCGUUCCACAACAACUAGUGCCUUAG
Molecule: messenger RNA, 1881 nt
Organism: Aphis gossypii (cotton aphid)
Lineage: Eukaryota; Metazoa; Arthropoda; Insecta; Hemiptera; Aphididae
Exons: 4
Coding region: 1-1881 (626 amino acids)
Source: RefSeq, a predicted model, not a curated record